GAGGUCACCAAACGUUUGUCUCUGCCUGCAGACAUCAGACUACCAGAAAACUUCCUGGCCCAGCAGUCCUUGUCUCUGAGUCCAGAUGGUCAGCUGACCCGGAGGUCACGGAGAAAAUCUCUGUCGGAGAUUGGGUUUGGAAAGAUUGAAUCUUACACAAAGUUGGAUAAACUUGGGGAGGGCACCUAUGCGACUGUGUUUAAGGGCAAGUCCAGGCUGACAGAUAAUUUGGUGGCUUUAAAAGAGAUUCGACUUGAGCAUGAGGAAGGAGCCCCUUGUACGGCCAUCAGGGAGGUGUCGUUACUACGUGACCUGAAACAUGCCAACAUCGUGACCCUACAUGACAUCAUUCACACUGACAAGUCCCUGACGUUAGUCUUUGAGUAUUUAGAGAAAGACCUCAAACAGUACAUGGAUGACUGUGGGAACAUCAUGAGUAUGACCAAUGUUAAGUUGUUUUUGUUUCAACUCCUGCGAGGCCUUUCUUACUGUCACAAACGACGAGUACUUCAUAGGGAUCUCAAACCACAGAAUCUGUUGAUCAACGAGAGAGGGGAGCUCAAGUUAGCUGACUUUGGUCUGGCCAGGGCCAAGUCGAUACCCACCAAAACAUAUUCCAACGAGGUUGUGACGCUCUGGUACCGACCGCCGGAUGUCUUGCUGGGCUCAACAGAGUAUUCCACAUCAAUAGACAUGUGGGGAGUGGGCUGUAUAUUUUAUGAAAUGGCUUGUGGAAGACCAUUGUUCCCAGGAUCCACAGUGGACGAUGAGCUGCACUUGAUCUUCAAGACAUUAGGUCUGCCCACAGAAGACUCAAUGCCGGGCAUCAGCAAGAAUGAGGAUUUUAUAGCCUAUCACUUCCCUAAGUUUCAGCCAGAUAAUCUCAUCAACAUAGCCCCCAGAUUGGAUUCUGUUGGUUUAGAUUUGUUGGAUAAGUUCCUGAAGUACAACCCCGGGACACGGCUGUCAGCCUGUGAAGCCAUGAAGCACUCAUUCUUUGACUGUCUAGGAUCAGGAGUUCAUAAACUUCCAGACACUGUCUCAAUUUUUACAAUCCAAGGGAUCACCCUACAUCGUGACCCUGGCUUGAGGUCAUCAUCAUUAGCAACCACAG
Molecule: messenger RNA, 1114 nt
Organism: Candidula unifasciata
Lineage: Eukaryota; Metazoa; Mollusca; Gastropoda; Stylommatophora; Geomitridae
Source: the annotation of a GenBank genome assembly